Owenia fusiformis is the source of this 2089-nucleotide messenger RNA. The record is from the annotation of a GenBank genome assembly. Lineage: Eukaryota; Metazoa; Annelida; Polychaeta; Sabellida; Oweniidae.
UUGAUGGAAGAGAUCGAUAAAUAAUACUUAUAUUUAGUAUGAGAAGAGUUGCAAUCUGUCUUAUCGCUGUUAUUCUGGGAUUUGCGGGUAUCGAUGCUAACGAUGAAAGAGCAUGUGGGCUGGACCUCGUUCUUGCGAUUGACACCUCGUGUAGCUUCAUUACUGAGGACAAAAUCAAGAUGAAGCAGUUCAUUAUCAAGUUUGUUGAAUAUAUUAAUGACAUCGGACCUGCAUUAAGGCAAACCCAGAUAGGGAUACUGACGUACAAUCAAAUUACAACUGCGCGAUUCUUUCUUGUUGAUUCAAAAGAUCUUGCUACACCGUUGGCUCGUAUAAAAGAAAUCCCGAUGAACUUAGAAAAAGAAGAAGGUUGUAAAACAAAAACAAACCAAGCACUUGAAAUGGCAAGAACAGAUUUCUUCCAAGAAAGCAAAGGCGAUCGUAUGACAAAUGCUAACGUUUUGACCAUAAUAACAGAUGGUGUGACAAUUCCUAAAAAGUUGUUCAAACAAACACUAAAAGAAAGUGAUCUAAACAAGAAGGAUGGCAUUGAGAUGUUUGUUAUUGGCGUUUAUGGAGAUAAAACCAAGAAUGUCAACACUGAAGAAUGGAAUAACAUGGCCACAGACCCAACAGACUGGCAUGUCAUCACCAUUAAUGGAACAUCCGGUCUCAGCUACUCUUUAGAAGCAAUCGUAAGAAGGAAGAUGACUGUUGCGUGUUUUCACAGGCCUCCUGUUGAUGAUCCUUGGUUGUACCCCAAUGCUACAAGUAAAACUGCACCCAAAACAACAACCCAAAUAACAACAAAUCCUACAACAACAACAAUGCCAACUAUAAACACAGUAACAACAGUAAACCAAACAUCGACAAACCCAACAACAACAACAACAACAUUAAACCAAAUAACGACAAAGCACAUAGCUAAAACAAUAAAAGUAACAACACCAACAAAAACAAUUCCAACAAAAAGUAAAACUACCUUGGACAUAUCUACAACCGAUAGUACAACUAUGAUCACGACACCCUCCAGGACAACCCCGAAGCUAAUGAAACACCAAUGCCAAGGAACAAAGGAGUGCAAGAAGCUGUUAGGUGCAAACUACAAUUGUACCAAUUUUAUGUGUGUGCGAGGUGACCCUCAUAUUCAGCAACUUGUGAAAGGGACAGAUGACCCAAUAUGUUAUGACUUGUUUGGAAAACCAGGACAAGUAUAUGAGUUUUUAACAGAGCUUUCUACAGGAACCUUUGUAACAGGCGUUUUUAUUGAGGGUUCCAAUAUUGUAAAGUCUGGUGAGCUUGCGAAGUACAUUGGGGAGAUAGUGGUUAAAACAAAUAAUCUUACAGUACAUGUUACAGUUGUUGACAUUCUGCUACAAAGACAUGCUAACGGCACACACACCAGAGUCAUUCGCAAGUGGAAACGAGAUACAUUGUCUUUACAAACUGUCGAGAAAAGAGGAACCAUGAUAAAAAUUUACAAGUCAUCGAUGCAUGUCCACAUUGAAGAUGUUGUCACUAUAUACAUUAGCAGGCAUCCUAAACAUUUAGAUUUCGUUAUCGGUGAGCUAAACAAAUUAGCCCAUCUAAAAGUGGGGGGCAUAAUGGGCGUAGUGUCCUCCAUGGGGUACUUCGUUCGAACACGAUUUGAGAAUAAAGGGAUCGUCCAUGUUGGUGAAUUCAGUGUCACCGUACAGUGGGAUCAUGCAAGAAAAUGUUGGGCCGUGCCAAAAGAUGCUACGGGUUUUGACGAACUUCUAAAAAGCUUUGCCAAAGAGUGUCUUAUUCGUAGAUAACCACAUAUCGAGAUAUAAAAUAAUAGAAUUGGCAAUACAGUUUAAUAACUAUUUGAUGAAUAAAACGUUUAUUUUAUAAUGAUUUCAAAUGUGUGUACAUAUUGCACAUUUGAAGGGAUUUAUAUUGAAAGUGACGGCAUUGAUAAAUAAAUGCAAAACAUAUAAGUACUGUUACUUAAAGGUCGAGUACCCGGAAAUAUUAACACAAUUGAACAUGUUGAACAACUAAUAUACAUACUUUUUGUGGCUUGGUUGAAUGGCUAUGAGUCCCAAGUUCCGAUGUGUCUCAUCAA